AUGGAGGCAUCGCCCCUCACACAGCAGACUAGACCCGAGACUUUCCAGCCAAAGAUCGUCCAGCUCUACGAGUCUCUCUUCAAAUCCCCUGAAUAUGCAGAGCCCUCCGAGGGCUUCUGGCGGGAGUUCUUUUUGUUGCCGCCAGACGCAGGCCAGUUUCAUGUGCUGCUGGACGAGUUGAGUCCUGAUGAUGCAUUGGCCUUGCAGGCGCAAACACAGCAUCUCUUUGCGCGGGCAAUCAAGGAGGCUGCGGCUGGAGUCUCGCCGGCAGACUCCUAUGCAUUGGAUACCUUGACGAUCUUCCUGACCAGUAUCUUGAGCAAAAAGUACACUAAUCCCAGCUCAGAUGUGAUCACUGUUCUUGCAGGUCUCGAUGAGGUUGACCGUGUUAUUGCGGAGUUUGUUUCUGUUCUGGAUGGAAUUAUCCGCAAUGGUAAAUCCUUGCAACUUCGGCGCAAAGCAAUCAGAGUCGCCAUUGCGAUGACCAGUGGGGCAUACAAAACAAGCCUCGUUUCUUAUUUCACCCAUCGGGACUUGUUCCCAUCUUUGAUGAAGUAUGUUCAUAACUCAGAUACCCCUAUGGAAGUGUUCGACCCGUUCCUGCUACUGGGACUUUUGGCGAACUACAACAAGUUUGAAUUCCAAAAUCCAUACCAGCUUCGCCUUGAUGAUUUUGUCAAUGAGUCGAGCAUUCAACAAAUUGUCAAGGGCGUUGGUCUUGCCUGUGGUGGCUUGCGCAACGGCUAUGUUGCUGUGCAGGAUGAUAUCCCCGAGGGCUGGUCCUUGACGAGCACUUUGAUCUUCUUUGGACUUCGGGCCCUCGCGCCUGGUGCGCGGGAUAAAGCGAAUCCACCAAGCGCUGAGGAAGCGAAAACCAUGUUUGCUGCGCUGCCUGCCCAGGAGGCUGCCAUCCUACUGGCUACUUACGACUUUGCAAAUGCGAACAAACUAUUUGGCUAUCACAUGGUCCAUAUGAUUCCAGAAAAGAAUGAAGAGUCUCCCUUUUCAAGCUUUUUGUCCUUGUCAUCAUACCUCCUGCAGCAUGCCUACCGCUCUGUGCGAGUAGCACACUAUGCUGAGCUAAGUCUUUUCACGCUACGCAUUCUUGUUGAGGAUCCAACCCUCUGCAAGCACAUAUGCAGCGAAGAUGGCAAGCGGAAAGUUCGAGUCUGUCGACAAAGACAACCGUAUCUUCCACUUAUCGGCGGAGACCGAGUAUUAGCCACAGUCAUCUUCGACGUAAUCAUCGAUACCAUCACACACAACCUCCGACGACGACUGGAUGUCAACAUCUACAGCCAUGCCAUCGCCAUCAUUCUCCGCCUUCUCACGUAUCUCUCAAUCAACAAAAUUCGGUUAACAUACCACUGGUCUGAACUAUGGCGGACUCUUCUAUCUCUAAUGCGCUUCCUCACAACCUACGCAACUGAUUUGACCAGCAACCCCCAAAUCAACACCUUAACCAGCUGCCUAGCCGACGUUCUUGCAUUUUGCGUCUCAGGCGGCGACACCUUCCUCCCUGACCCAUCCUCAUACGACGAUCUCUUCUACAAGCUCGUUGAGACAGGUCCCGUCAUCUCUAAAUUCCGAGAUGUCUAUUCCCUCACCCGUACCCCGAAACUCCCAAACUCCACAUCUACUACUCCCUUACCCGAUGCAGCGAAAGAUCUCCACGCUGCGGCCAUCGAUACCCUUCUCAGCGUAUCGACACAUUUCUAUACAUUGCUAUUCCAUUCCGACUCUGCCGAUCCAUCUGCAGCUGCAUCGGUAUCCGCUAGUCCGAAUCUGAAGGGGGAUGGUGAAGAACCGACACCUGUCGCGUUACCUUCUAUCAAGAAGAAAAAUCUUAGUCCCCGGGAGGUACACAGGAUUAUCAAGCAGGGCUAUGAGACAUUGAGUAUUCAGCCACCAGAGGGAUUGAGUGCUUGGUCGAAGUGGAGGGAGUCGGAGUGGAAGACUGAGCUGAAGAAGGCGGCUAGGGUGGUCGUUGAUGAUGCGAGACAGUUGGUUGCUUAG
Molecule: messenger RNA, 2016 nt
Organism: Penicillium malachiteum
Lineage: Eukaryota; Fungi; Ascomycota; Eurotiomycetes; Eurotiales; Aspergillaceae
Product: ARMH3 family protein
Exons: 8
Coding region: 1-2016 (671 amino acids)
Biological process (GO): regulation of Golgi organization
Cellular component (GO): cytosol
Source: RefSeq, a predicted model, not a curated record